Suillus subalutaceus is the source of this 1732-nucleotide messenger RNA. RefSeq lists its product as uncharacterized. The transcript has 5 exons. NCBI's taxonomy places the organism in Eukaryota, Fungi, Basidiomycota, Agaricomycetes, Boletales, Suillaceae. The record is from RefSeq and is a predicted model, not a curated record. Bases 201 to 1634 code for a protein of 477 amino acids.
CGAACAGCCUUGCGGCAGGUUCGUGUCAUUGUUCAACAGUAUUUCAUCAAUUGGGCUAUAAUAUGUUGAUCGAUUCUCACCGGGUCAGCGUUAUCUAGGACGCAAGUUCCCCUCACCUUGAGUCUGCCCUGAUUCCCUUUUUCAAGAUAUCCCUUGACUACACCUGCGUCUCUUCUUACCAUCUUCCUCAUUUCUUGAGUAUGCACUUCGUUCGCUUCUUUGCGUAUAUUGCUCCUUGUCUCUCUGUUGCGCGUGCCACGUUCAGUGUGACUGUUGGGACUCCCACUCAAUGCGAUCCUCUCGCCAUUUCAUGGACUGGUGGCCAAGCACCAUUUGAGAUAAUCUUAACUCCCUCUCUUGGAGAGUAUCAGAAUUAUUCUGUACCACCAUCAGCCUUCAGCAAUGGCAAAGGCUCUUAUUCAAUAUCGCAAUUAUCGUUGUCAACGGGAACAUCGUUUCUACUCACUAUGUCUGACGCCACCGGAUUUGGUACGGGUGGGACGACAAACGAAUUAACUGUUGGGAAUCCGACUACAAAUAACAACUGCAACACUACACCUCAGACACCUCCUUUCACGUUUUCGUUUUCGUCAACAUCACUGACGCAAUGCAGUCCAUUGACCAUUUCGACCACUGGUUCUGUAGUCCCGCCCAUUACCGUUGUGCAACUUAUUCCUGACGGACAACCAGUCGUGUUUAAUGCCGUGAAUAGCCCUUUUAACUUCGUGGUAGACGUUAACGCGGGGACGGACCUCAUGUAUUUUGUCACCGACUCUCAGGGCACACAAGGUGGUGUCUCUGGGAUCGAGCAGGUCUCAGGGUCGAGUGAUUCCUCGUGCCUAAGCGCCAACUCGCCGUCAUCCACUGCAGGCAUGUCGGCCACGAUCACGGCUUCAUUGACAUCUAGUUCAAGCAGUCCAUCAAGCAGUCCAUCAGGUAGUCCAUCAAAUAAUUCAUCACACAGCAACGUUGCUGUUAUCGCAGGCGCAGCGGGCGGUGGCGGUGGGGCAGUCCUUAUUGCAUUGGUCAUACUCGGCAUGUGCUUGUGGCGUAAACGGAGAGCGUCUCGCUCUCCGGACAUUCAAUCUUCUAUACAAAGCCAUCCACGUCGAAUGCAGCACACAGAUCCAAAAUACGAAGCCAGCUCUUAUAGUGACGUUCUACCACAAUCCCCUUUCCCUCACAAGACAAAUCCCCUCAGCUACCAUACCCAACCCAUUCAACCCAGCCUGACAACUCAAUCAGAAUUGACCAAUUCGUCCACGGGCAACUUCGCAGUUGGCACCCCUCCCUCGUCAUUCAACCAGACACAACAUUCGCGCCAGAGCUCUAACACAGACUUUCCUGUUUACGGGGAUGCUCGAAGUUCGGCCAUGUCAUCCGCUUACAACCAAAUGUCUCAACCAAUGUCACCGAAUUACCCAGUACAAUACCCUGCUGGCUACCCUCCACCUGUUCGACCCGGCAGCCAAUCACUCCCUCUUAAUACGUCUACCGGAAACUUCACAUUCAGCGAUCGUCCGUACACCGUUCAAUCAGACACUACAUUCACACCAGAGCCCAAACGCAGAACUUUGCUGUGUAUGGAGACCCUCGAAGUUCUGCUGCUAUGUCAUCUGUUGACAGACGAAUGAGUACCAUCACUGAAACGCCAUUACCAUUACCAUGGGAGACAGGUCCUGUCAGCUACCUUGGUCCUCCAAUUCAACCUGGGUCCCAACCAAACCCUAUU